UCACCCCCAAUUUUUAUUAUAGAUCUGUCUACAAAUCCAGUCCCAAAAGGUCUGAGACCUGGCCAGAAAUGGAGAAAUGUUCACUCUCUUUUUUCCCUGGCCCCCAAGAGGUGCAUGUGGAGACUGAAAAACUUUAUUCACGAAACAUCUUUUAGACUACACGACAGUCAUUAUAAAAGAGGUAUAUUUACAGGUAUAUUAGAUAUUUGAGUAUUGCUGUCCUUGAGUGAUAAAAGAUUGGUGAAGAAUGCAAACAUUAACAAUCCAGUGAUUAGUGACAAUUAAGAAAUCAUACCAUUAUCUAUCAUCAUGUUACAAGCAGUAUAUGGUAAUACAGUAUGUACUAACACACAUAUGUACCUGAACACAGUUUAUAUUACUAAUGUCAGUAUAUUGUAUUAUAUAGAGAUACAGCAGUAAACCUUACUUAAGAAUGAUAAGGAGUGGUAACACUUUGGUGGCUCCAAUUAGUGAACAUACAUACAGUAUUGUAACUGGAGCUAUGGGGAGUCUACACAUCAAAGGACCUUCACUGGUUUCUGUAUAUUGCAUACUUUGUGGCUUCUAUGAUGAUAUAAAGUGAUAGACAGUAAGAGCUGAAUUCAUCGUAAUAGAGAAACAACUAAAAUGGGAUCAGGACUACUAACACUAAUUAUACUAGUUAUACUAAGUACAUGUUAUACAAAUGGACUAACAUUGAAUGACUUGUACCCAUAUGGUACACAACAUGGGGACACCAUGAGGACUGGAUCCAGUCUCCCUGGAGUAUCAAUACAACCUCCAAUCAAUAAUUUUGUUAGACUUAGUCCAGCUGGACUUACAGUAACAGGAUAUAGAGUUAGACAUGUAGGGUUCCUGGCAAUUCAAAAUGAUGAUGAUGAAAUCUUUUUACAUUUGCUCCAGUCUUCAGUUGAUUUUUCCAAUACUGAAGUAUAUGGUAGGACUACUGCUGAUCCAGGGCUGAUAAACAGAGCAAUGGAUCAGAUUAAUGAAGCAUUUCCUAAUACUUUCUGCAGUACAUCUCCUCCUACACAAUUAAUAAUAGCAACUUGGAUAGAUUUUCAAAAAGCUGGCACAAAUCCAGGCAGUAAUUUCCAACUAGUAAUUGUAACUAAUGAAAGCAUUACAUUUGGUAUUGCUCUUUAUGUCAAUGUGAGCAUUACAACAGCUACUACUGGACUAGAUUCAAACAUUAACAGUAAUAAUAUACCACCUGAUCCUUCUUUCUUUCCAUUUGGUACUGACGUCAUGGAUGCUCCUGCUAUGAUGCUCAAUAGCAACAUACCAGGGACAUAUAUAUUUUCACUGAAUCAUAUACUACCAGAUACUUGCAGUUCUGUCUGCUUUUCUUGCAAGGCCAGACUUGCUCAGUUGGCAUGUGAGGCUCUGAAGAUUAAUGGAGAAGAUGUACCAGCUUCUUGUAAUAACUAAUACCAUUUCAUUUUAUUCUGUUUUGUUUUUGUUUUUGUGAUUAAAAAGACAUGUUAGUUGUGCUUUACUUUCUUAUAGCACCAUAAA
Messenger RNA from Amphimedon queenslandica, 1518 nucleotides. RefSeq lists its product as uncharacterized. The transcript has 5 exons. NCBI's taxonomy places the organism in Eukaryota, Metazoa, Porifera, Demospongiae, Haplosclerida, Niphatidae. The record is from RefSeq and is a predicted model, not a curated record. Bases 628 to 1431 code for a protein of 267 amino acids. Gene Ontology annotation, biological process: cell-matrix adhesion.